Messenger RNA from Aphanomyces invadans, 552 nucleotides. RefSeq lists its product as hypothetical. Lineage: Eukaryota; Oomycota; Saprolegniomycetes; Saprolegniales; Verrucalvaceae. The coding region runs from base 1 to 552 and encodes 183 amino acids. The record is from RefSeq and is a predicted model, not a curated record. The transcript has a single exon.
AUGGCGAUAGUUCUCGUAAAGCGAUUGCGAAGGACGGGUGUCUGUGAGGACAUGGCAUACCACAUUCACGUCGGAGCCACGGCCUGGAACGCAUGGUGCCGAUUUCGUCAUGCCGCUCAGUCCCCUCUGCUGCAAGCUUCGAAUAUCCGAUUUCCGGAUAAAUUUGUUCGCACUUCCAACUCGACAACCAACACGCCAUGCCGUGUUGGAGUCGACAUGACCGAAUUGACCAUGGUCGCGACAAUCGUGGUGCCGUCCAACGUCCUUGUGGCGCCCUCCACCGUCCUCGUGGCUUUGGACUACCACUUGUACGACGACCUACGCAAGGUUGCAAUGUGGCUAGACUUGAGGCGGUGGAACGAAGGAGCUUGGUCAACGACGACUCGGAUUUCUUCGUAUUCUCGAGCCGAGUGUCCUGGCAGAACUUUGACACUUCGUUCACGCCAGCGCGCAAGUGGUCAAGACAGCCCGAAAGCUCAUACCGGUAGAUGCGUUGACGCACCCAACCAUGCUGUCGAUGACGCAUUGGGACUUGCUCGAAGGAAAACCUGA